Molecule: messenger RNA, 2361 nt
Organism: Stylonychia lemnae
Lineage: Eukaryota; Ciliophora; Spirotrichea; Sporadotrichida; Oxytrichidae
Source: the annotation of a GenBank genome assembly
AUGGAAGUAGUUGAUCAAUUAUCUUAGCUUUUAGAAGAAUCGUCUCCAGAUAGUAUGCCAUCAGUGCCCUAGGAAAAAUCAAGAGACAAUAUAUAGUAGAAUAUAAAAUGCUAAUAGCAGGAUAACAUUACUGACUGCAAAGUGGAGAAAAGUUACUCGAAAAAAUCAGGAAUGUCUAAUACAGCAACAGCUACCACUACUACUGUUGCAACAACCAAUUAAAAAUAAGAGAAGGACACUAAGGAAAAGAAGAAAAAGUAGUAAUAACUGAUAAUUUGCACAUUUAAAUGCAGAUAUGUUGUGAUUAAGAAGGCAAAAUUCAAGAUGCAAUUUAACAAGAAGAAAUCUAAAACUUUUAUUGUAAAGCCAGUUCAUCUCUGCCAAGGCAAAGGUAUUUUCCUCGUUAGGAAAUUCGAGGAUGUUGAUCUGAAAUAAGGAGAGUAGUAUGUGGCUCAAAGGUAUAUGCAUAAACCUUAUCUAAUAGAUAAUUUAAAGUUUGAUCUUAGAGUGUAUGCACUUGUCUAUGGAGUAGAUCCUUUAAGAGUAUUUGUGUACUAGGAAGGCCUAGCUAGAUUUGCUACAGAGGAGUACGUGGGACCGUCAAACGGCAAUUUAGAUAAUUUAUUCAUGCAUUUAACAAACUAUGCUAUCAAUAAAAACAGUGAAAACUUUAUAUUUAAUGAGGACUAGGAUGAUGAUGGGAGUGGGCAUAAAAGAAGUCUAACUUCAGUCUUGGAAACUAUUUAGGAAAAAAACCCAGGUUUUGAUACUAAGAACUUGUGGCAAUAAAUUCAAGAUAUUAUUGCUAAAACACUUAUAUCAGUUCAGCCAAGUCUAUAGCAUGCUUACAGAUCAAGCUAGCCUGAAGAUUUGGAGAAUUCAAUGUGCUUUGAAAUUCUUGGAUUUGAUAUACUAAUUGAUCAUAAACUUAGACCAUAUGUUUUGGAGGUAAAUCAUUGCUCAUCUUAUGGGACAGAUAGUCCUCUUGAUAAGAAAGUUAAGUUAGAUCUAAUGAAAGACACUUUCACAUUAUUGAAAAAAGAAAAAGCUGAUCAGUUUAAUAAAAGAGUAAUGGGUGAAAAAGGUAUGAACAAAUUUGAAAAGGAAUAGCUCAGAAAGAAAAACUAAAUGAUGAGAGAUGAAUUUGACCAGCAACAUCUGGGCAAUUUUAGGAUGGUAUACCCAGUGUUGGAAGAUUAGGAAAAAAACAGAAAGUUUGAUAUUUUUUUGGACUAGGCAAGAAUGAUCUGGUCUGAAUUUACUGGAGGAGUUAGGAAUACUAGUUCGCAUAACAUUCCUCAGAUAAAAUAAACAAUAAAUAACUUAAAUAACAAUAUCGUGAAUAACAAUAAUAGUAACAGAGCUAAAACUGAUCCAAUGGGUGUUAAAUCGAAAGCUCAGUUUUUGCAAAAUGCUUAUCAGAAAUAAAAUUAUUAAAACAUGAUGAAUGAGCAACCAAAAGAUCCAAGCAACCAAUCAUUUGGUGGAGGCAACUAAAACCUUCGAAAUACAUUUAAUGAUUUCAAUAAGACUUAGAACAAUCUUUAAACAAAUUUUCCAAAUGUGUUUCAAAGUGACACGCAAUCUUAUAUGAGUUCCCCAACUAAGUAAGAGACAUUGGAAUCACUUACUAUAGCAAAUUUUAUUGAUUCUCCCUCAAAGGGUAUCAUAUAGGACUCAAACUAUAUUUCUUCAACUCCCUUACCUCUCUAAAAUUAAAAUGACUUGACUAACUACAAGGGUCUCACAGACCUGAUGAACUAUAACUUUGGAGUUUCAACUUAAAGUUUAGCUGAGGCUAUUUAAAAGCGAUUUCCUAUGGACUAGUACAAUCUCAACAAAAUCAAGCCUUUCAUUGUGAAUGCUUUCAACAACUCAAAUGAUAUUGCAGGUUAGACUACUUCAACUGGAAUAUCUGUGUCAUAGUAUUCAAAUAACUCAGCAGGUCUAUUCUAGCAGCAGCAUAAUAGAAAAGAAGCUAAAUCUUAGCCUUAUCAGAAUAAUCAAUAGAAUUUAAAUACUUCAAGCAGCGCAUACUCAGGAGUUCAUUAACAUCACCCCAGUAAUAUCGUUUCAAACACAAUUGCAAAUGCAGCAAAUAAUGUUAAUGGAGUUGGAAUCUCAAAUAAUAUUAACAAUAUUUAAAACUACUUCUUCGUUUAAAAUUAAAAUUCUUCUGUCAUUUAAAACAUGGAACGCUACAACAUUCUAAAGCAUAUUGAAGCCGUUAAGAGAACUGAGUGGUUGUAGAUGGGAGGUGACAAGAAGAAUUUAUAAUAAGCUAUUAUUCAUAAGUCAAAUCCAAGAUUAGGAGCUUCUAACAGUCUUGCUGUAAAUACAGCUAAUUAUAAUAAGAAAUGA